Messenger RNA from Suillus plorans, 2626 nucleotides. RefSeq lists its product as uncharacterized. The transcript has 13 exons. Lineage: Eukaryota; Fungi; Basidiomycota; Agaricomycetes; Boletales; Suillaceae. Gene Ontology annotation, molecular function: protein binding; RNA binding. Gene Ontology annotation, cellular component: nucleolus. The record is from RefSeq and is a predicted model, not a curated record. The annotation marks the transcript as partial. Gene Ontology annotation, biological process: ribosomal small subunit biogenesis.
AGACGGCAUGGCAUCAGCCUGCCCAAGUCUUUACUUGAACAAAUCAAUACCUCAGAGCAGAGCUCUCAUCGACACAAAAGUGGUCGUUCCCAUGCAUCACGCAAGGAUGCGCGAAAGCAAGAGCGAACGGAUCGUAAAAAGAGAAAGGCGGAUCACUUUAUACAUAGCCCUUACUCAGCCAAACGGAAGACGGAAGAAGAACACGUCAAUUCACCGCAGAGAAAGCGCGUGAAGACGUCACAAGAGUCAGUUUCUCGACCACCUGCCUCAAAGUCUCACAAUGCGGCUGCCACCAAGGUACUGCCGCGUCCUAUGCCUGAGGAACCGCAUACCACCACCGAGUCUGUGCCGAAGCAAAAAUUCAAAACCACUGCGCUAGAGAGACUCGUAAAUAAAUCGGUUGCUAAAUCCCAUAAAGUUGCAUCUACGGGCCCUCGAAGUCGCGAAGAAGAGGAAGAAGAUGCGUAUAUCGCGUACCUUGAAUCAAAGCUGGGGUAUGCUGGAGGUGAUUCACGUCGUAAGGAUGAUGACAUGGAUGGACUAGGAGUCUACUUUGCAGCUAUGCGUUGCGUGGUGUUUGAGUCCACGCAGGACUCAGAUUUGGAUGACGAAGUGGAGGAUGAAGAUCAAUCAACAUCUGCGGAAGACCAUAGUGACGGAUCUUGGGAAGAUGAGGAGUGGGGUGGCCUUGACGAGCUCAGCAAGAACGACGGAACUGAAGCUGGGGAAAAUGAUGAUUCGGUGGACGAUGAUGACCAUGAGGUGACAGAGACGAAAGAAGGCGAACCUUCCGACAUUCAACCUAAGGUUACUGGACGCUAUAUCCCGCCGGGAUUGAGGAAACAAGAUAAUAGCGAUACAAAUGAAACAGAGGAACAACUCAAACUCACUCGUCAGCUGAAAGGUCUGAUAAACAGAAUGUCUGAACAAAACAUUGCAACCAUCCUAGAUAGCAUAGAAGACGUGUAUCGCAAUCACCGCCGGCAUGAUGUCACCUCAACCCUCACGAACCUCAUCAUUGAUGGCAUAUCAUCCCAUUCUACUCUUCUGGACUCGUAUGUGGUUCUCCACGCCGCGUUUAUAUCUAGCCUACAUAAAUUGAUCGGCACUGCAUUUGCGGCAUAUUUUGUUCAGAAUACAGUGUCCUCGUAUGAACAACACCUCACUUCGGUGGAGGAAAAGUUAGCCGCGUCAACGGAAAUCCCUGAAGACCUAGGAAAAGAGUGCUCCAACCUCAUCGUGCUUUUGUCAGAGCUGUACAAUUUUCAAGUCAUUUCGUGCAUUCUCGUCUAUGAUAUCAUUCGCGGCCUUCUGGAUAAAGACCUAUCUGAGUUCCGGGUAGAACUCCUGCUGAAACUUCUUCGAAGUUCCGGCCAACAGCUACGACAAGAUGAUCCUAUGGCAUUGAAGGACAUCAUAACUUUAGCACAGUCUCGAGUCACCGGACAAGCCGAUACCAUGAGUUCACGCGCGCGGUUCAUGAUCGAGACCCUAAAUAACCUGAAGAACAAUAAAAUCAAGAAGACAGCUGCAACACAGCAUCAGGGGGGCGAUGCUGUCGAGCGGAUGAAGAAGUUCCUCUCAGGCUUGGGAAAAAAGAAGCACAUUCUCGCUCACGAGCCGUUACGCGUAACAUUGGAGGAUCUCCAUUUGGCAGAAAGCAAAGGAAAGUGGUGGCUCAUUGGCGCUGCUUGGGCCGGAGAUCCUCUGGCCGAUCAAUCGCGCGAAGUUCCCCAACAUGGUGGGGAAACGGAGACAGGUGACGUCAGCACUACCGCGCUUCUAAAGCUUGCGAGGAAGCAGGGCAUGAAUACAGAUAUUCGUCGAAGUAUUUUUGUGGUGCUCAUGAGCAGUGAUGACUAUCUGGACGCUUGCGAACGACUUGCGCAACUCGGCCUCACAGAAGUACAGCAACGCGAGAUCGUCAGAGUAAACCUGCAUUGCUGUGGAAAUGAAAAAUCUUAUAACCCGUAUUACACACUUGUCUGUCAGCACCUGUCUCAGCGUUCGCAUUCGUACAAGAUUACAUUGCAGUUCUGUCUAUGGGACUUUCUUCGGGACUUGGGCGAAAGUAGCGUUGGUGGGGCAGAGGUAAUCAAGAGCCUGAAAGAUAACGAUGUAGGGUUUGAUGUUAAAUCCAUGUCGCCUUCGCGAAUGAAGAACGUCUCCAAAGCAUACGCAUGGUGGAUAGCCAAAGAUUGUUGUACGCUGACGAUCUUCAAGCCUGUAGACUUCACGAUGCUCAAGCCACAGACACGCACUUUUUUGAAAGAGUUGUUCAUACAACUGUUUAUCGCUAGCCAGGUUUCAUCACCGAUGCUCAGCAACGACUCCAAAGACUAUCCUUCCAUGAGGAACCGUGGAUCACUCGAAGAGAUCUUCUUGAAGGCAUCCAGGAUCGAAAACCUGGGCCUUGGAUUGGUAUUCUUCAUGUCUAAUACAUUCAAAGGAGAGGAUGGGUUCUUGACUUGGGCUAGUUCAGUGGCAAAAGAGACGUUACAGACUGGGAUGGACCAUAUCCCCAAAAUCUAACAAUGCUUAACUACGCAGAUUUGGUGAAUGCCACACUAGAACAUGCACUCCCGGUGCUCCCGCCGAAUGAAAUAGUUGGAUGUUCUAUACGAGA